UUUAAAUAGCUUUCGCCCCUUUUGAAGGAUUCAACUCAAUCCAAAUUAUAUACUUAUUCUCUCUCUCUCUCUCUCUCUCUCUCUCUUCUUUUCCCCGGUCUCCUUCUCUCUCAACGUCGAAUCAGAGAGGAUUAGAUUAUAAUCAACUCGCGCGAUUCGAUUGAAAUUCUGAAUCCCAUCGCCACAUAAAUUCAUACAGUGGCGAUAAGGGGGAUUCGGUUGAAUUUAUCGAUUUGAGCUGCACGGAUUGGCCAUGCGACGGUUGCUCUCGGCAACGAUCGGCCUCUCAAGAGAGGAUUCCACAUCCGCCACCUGUAUAGGCGCUGAGAUUGAAUUUUGUGUUGUUGAUUUGAAGGCAGUUGAAUUUUUGCAAGCCGAUUGUUGUAGUUUUCGCGAUGGCCGCAGAUACUCAUGGGCCUAGUCCCAGAGGACUUCUCUGCAAUGCUGGCGCCGGUGCUGCGGCUGGAGUGAUUGCAGCUACAUUUGUGUGUCCUUUAGAUGUUAUUAAGACCAGGCUUCAGGUCCAUGGGCUGCCGCAGAUCGCUAAUGCCAACAUCAAAGGUAGUGUUAUAGUAGGGAGCUUAGAACAGAUAUUUCAUAAGGAAGGUUUGCGUGGCAUGUACCGUGGGCUCGCCCCUACAGUGCUUGCAUUGCUUCCAAAUUGGGCUGUAUAUUUUACCAUUUACGAUCAACUAAAGAGUUCUCUUGCAGCUGAUGAUGUAAAUCAUCAGCUCUCUGUUGGUGCAAAUAUGAUGGCUGCUUCUGGUGCUGGAGCUGUGACUACAAUUCUGACCAAUCCUCUUUGGGUUGUCAAGACAAGGUUUCAAACACAAGGAAUGAGAAUCGGCACGGUUCCUUAUACGGGCACACUAUCUGCCUUGAGAAGAAUUGCACAGAAGGAGGGUAUUCGUGGAUUGUAUAGCGGUCUUGUGCCGGCUUUAGCUGGUAUUAGUCAUGUCGCGAUUCAGUUUCCAACAUAUGAGAAGAUAAAAUGUACCUUGGCUGAUAGAGAUAACACGACGACUGACAAACUCAGCGCGGGCCAUGUUGCUCUAGCUUCAUCAGUUUCUAAAAUAUUCGCAUCUACCUUGACAUAUCCACAUGAGGUUGUGCGUUCGAGGCUUCAAGAACAAGGGCACCACUCAGAGAAGCGGUAUUCUGGUGUGGUUGAUUGCGUUAAGAAAGUAUUUCAGCAAGAGGGUAUGACUGGUUUUUAUCGGGGGUGUGCCACCAAUCUGCUAAGGACCACCCCAGCUGCUGUGAUCACGUUUACUAGUUUCGAGAUGAUUCACCGCUCUCUUACUGAUUUAUUUCCUCCUGAUCCACACCCUCAAACAUUUUAAGGAUAUAUCGAGUUUGCAUGAUUGAUCGGAUCAUUUUUUUAAGAUUGUUAAUUUCUCUCUUUCCCGAUCUUUAUCUGUAUUAUAGUUGUUGGGGAAAGAAGUAUUCUAAUAUGAUAAUGAUGAUAAAUUGUUAUAA
This is a messenger RNA of Erythranthe guttata (spotted monkey flower), 1479 nucleotides long. It is a transcript of the gene NDT1, whose product is annotated as NAD+ transporter 1. NCBI's taxonomy places the organism in Eukaryota, Viridiplantae, Streptophyta, Magnoliopsida, Lamiales, Phrymaceae. The record is from RefSeq and is a predicted model, not a curated record. Gene Ontology annotation, biological process: nucleotide transport; transmembrane transport.